Molecule: messenger RNA, 1359 nt
Organism: Aspergillus homomorphus CBS 101889
Lineage: Eukaryota; Fungi; Ascomycota; Eurotiomycetes; Eurotiales; Aspergillaceae
Product: FAD/NAD(P)-binding domain-containing protein
Exons: 5
Coding region: 1-1359 (452 amino acids)
Biological process (GO): secondary metabolite biosynthetic process
Molecular function (GO): monooxygenase activity; FAD binding
Source: RefSeq, a predicted model, not a curated record
AUGGCACCUCCAAUCCAUGUCAAAGAGCCACAGACCCGACCGGAAUCAUGUCGUCUGAAUAUUAUCAUCAUCGGCGCUGGACUGGCCGGUUUGGGCACCGCGAUCGGCUGCGCUCUAGCCGGACACAAAGUACAGCUUCUCGAAGCGACCUCCUCGAUCCGAGAAGUUGGAGCUGGCAUCCAAGUUCUGCCGAACAGCUCUCGAGUGCUCACGCAUUUUGGGUUGCUGCCGCGCCUGACCCCGCAUAUGACCUUCCCCCGCGUCUGUAACUUCUUAGGAUGGAAAGGCGAUCUGAUCAGUAGCCUCGACUUCCACGCCUCCGAAUCCCAGUAUCCCGGGACGUGGUAUCGCGAUUUCCAUCGGGCGGAUCUGCAGCGGUGUUUACUGGAGAGGGCGGAGGAACUCGGGGUUGAGGUUACGUGCGGGGCGAGGGUGGUAGAUGUCGUCCCGGAGAAAGACGGGCCAAACACUGCCACUGCCGUCGCUCCAGAUGGUCGGGAAUGGGUGGGUGACUUGGUGGUCAGCGCGGACGGAGUGUUCGGGACUCUGAGCGAGAAGAUGCUGCAGCGCGAUGACCCCCCUGUGAAGACCGGGGAUCUGGCGUAUCGCUUGCUGUUGGAUACGGAGAAGAUGCUGCAAGAUGACGAGCUGCGGGAGUUUGUUGUCGAUCCUCAGGUGAAUUAUUGGUUGGGGCCGGGGAAGCAUGCUGUCAACUAUGUUCUCCGUCAAGGCGAGCUGUUCAAUAUGGUUCUACUCGUGCCAGAUGAUAUCCCCGAAGAAUCACUGGCUACCACGGUCGAGGGAAACGUGGAGGAAAUGUGCGGCCUAUUUGAGGGCUGGGACCAGAGGAUUCAAAAACUCCUAAAAUUGUGCCAGUCUGUCCAGAAAUGGCGACUGUGUAUCCGCUUCGGAGACUGUGACUGGACGCAUCCCUCAGGGUCGUGGCUGAUGCUUGGCGAUGCGGUGCAUGCCACCCUACCAUAUUUAGCAUCGGGGGCUGGAAUGGCUUUUGAGGAUGCUGCUGUGCUGGGCGAGUGCCUGUCGCGUCUACCGUCCGAUCCUUCUAUCGACAAAUCCUCUCCGGCGUUACCGAAAGCGAAACGCCAUGCUCUGGCGGUGUUUGAAAAAUGCCGCAAGCAGAGGACGAAGAUGGUAGUGGAGCGAGGAAAUGUGCAGCAGUAUUUGUAUCACUUGGAGGAUGGCCCCGAGCAAGAGGAACGCGACAGGAAGAUGCGGAUGGUGCCCACGCCGGCAGGAGAGGCUCUGGCCUGGAGAGAUCCAGGAUUGGCGCCAAAGCUGUUGGGCUAUGACCAUAUUGCGGAUGUGAGUUAUCAUUGGGUUAGUAGGAUGAGAACAUGA